Acromyrmex echinatior (Panamanian leafcutter ant) is the source of this 415-nucleotide messenger RNA. RefSeq lists its product as uncharacterized. The record is from RefSeq and is a predicted model, not a curated record. NCBI's taxonomy places the organism in Eukaryota, Metazoa, Arthropoda, Insecta, Hymenoptera, Formicidae.
GUGGAGGACGAGAGAAUGAUUCCUGCUCCCUAUGGAGCAGGUUUAUUUGAUAAACGCGCUUCCGUUUGAAGUACAUAUACCUGGUUAUCAAUUUUGUGGGCCCGGUACUCGUCUCGCGAAAAGACUAGCGCGUGGUGAUCGAGGAAUAAAUCGAUUAGACGCGGCGUGUCGCGAACACGAUAUCUUCGCCUAUUCGCGAAGCAACGAUCUCGCCGAUCGUCAUAUUGCCGAUCGAGUUCUCGCCGAAAAAGCACGCGAACGUAUAACAGCGAGUGAUUCGACGUUUGGUGAGAAAGCUGCCGCGACCGCUGUAUGGGCAGCCAUGAAAACAAAAACGAAAUUAGGAAUGGGUAUGAAAAGAAAGAAAAAGACGAAAAGGAAGAGACUACUUCCGGUAACGAAACGUUCUCACUGA